Pararge aegeria (speckled wood butterfly) is the source of this 1297-nucleotide messenger RNA. It is a transcript of the gene Tap42, whose product is annotated as immunoglobulin-binding protein 1. The record is from RefSeq and is a predicted model, not a curated record. Gene Ontology annotation, molecular function: protein phosphatase 2A binding. Gene Ontology annotation, biological process: regulation of dephosphorylation; regulation of signal transduction. Lineage: Eukaryota; Metazoa; Arthropoda; Insecta; Lepidoptera; Nymphalidae. The transcript is spliced from 7 exons. Bases 114 to 1136 code for a protein of 340 amino acids. Gene Ontology annotation, cellular component: cytosol.
AAAUUUUCAUUUGUCAACUAGAAAAAAUAACAAUCCGGAAAACUCGAGAUAUUUCUGUACCUAUAUUUUAUUAACUGGUCCCCGCUGUAUAUGCGUAAUAUCCACACAAAACCAUGGCACAAAAUGCUAGUCAAUCCACGGACGAGGAAUCUUUAAAAACUUUGUUCGAUGAAGCCAUGAAAAUGUAUGAUAAGAUUGAAAAUGGUAACGAAGCGACUAACAGCGAUGCGGUACAGCUGUCAAUAAAAGCAACCAUAGGAAAAUUUGAGAAGGCGACCAAUCUUGUCUCGCUAUCAGGCAUGUUCAGUAAGAAUGAGGAUUUGGAGGAACUGCCCACAGAAACAUUACAAUAUUUGCUAUUACCAGCUCUUCUGGGAACACUCACUUUGAAGCUGUGUGGCCAGCCACGGAAAGGUGUUAUACAAGUUGCAGAGAUAUACUUUAGGGAUUUCCUACAGAGGUGCAAGGACUAUGGUGUGACGGAUGUGGAGGUGCCACAGACAAUGGGCAGUGAGAGUACUAGCCGGCAGCAGACUGAACAAGCAAAUAUUGCUAACAUGGUCCUCUCAAGACAAGCAAAGAUCAAAAGAUACAAGGAGAUGAAAGAGCUCAAGGAAAAGCUGUCCACAUUGUCCAAGGCCAUGUCGUCACCAACUGCUGAUGAUGCCACCAAGAGGGAGUACUUCGUCACCAUGCUGCUGGACUAUGUGAACCAGGCCUUAGAGGAGCUGAGCAGCAUAGAGCAGGAAAAGCCUAUUUUGGAGUACAUGGCUAAAAAGGUUGGAGAACAUAAAGCAGAGAAGCGAGAGCGCGCACCUCCUCUGAAGCCGGUGAUCAUCACCCGCGACGCGGUGCAGAAAGCCGUGUUCGGCGCCGGCUACCCUUCUCUGCCCACUAUGACCGUAGAGGAGUUUUACGACAAGAGAGUGAGGGACGGAAUAUUUCCGGGUUCCGGUUCCAACAUACCGCACGCCACUAUACAAAACGCAGACGCGGAUCCCGAUGAAGCAGAGCAAAUGAGAAAGGAGCGCCUCGUGGAAGAUGACGACCCGGAGGAAGUAGCGCGACAACGCAGCAUGGAUGAGUACAAAGACGAUCAUCGGCGUGGAUGGGGGAACCGCCACAACAGAAGCUAGUCUGUUAAGCUUUGUCGACGUGUGUGAUGCCUCAACAAUUAUAUCAACAAUAUCAACUAUACCAACAACAUCAACUACACCAAUAAAAUCAACUAUGCCAACAAGAUCAACUAUUGCAAUAACAUCAACUUAUACCAUGCAAUAAAUGCUUCGUUAUAAUU